This is a messenger RNA of Phragmites australis (common reed), 1014 nucleotides long. RefSeq lists its product as uncharacterized. The transcript has 3 exons. The record is from RefSeq and is a predicted model, not a curated record. NCBI's taxonomy places the organism in Eukaryota, Viridiplantae, Streptophyta, Magnoliopsida, Poales, Poaceae. Bases 1 to 1014 code for a protein of 337 amino acids.
AUGAACUCCUCAGAUUCAGAGGAAAUGAUGAUGUUCUCCUCAGAUUUGAGUGACGAAGAGGAUGAGCUGCUUGUGCUGAUUGCCAUCAAGGAGGAAGAAGCAGCAGCUGCGCGUCGUAGCAGGCAGCGUGGGUCGAUGCCCGGCCAUGCGGUUAUAGACCGGCAACACCGCGAAGGUGCUGCUAGGCUGUACAACGACUACUUCGCCGACAACCCUGUGUACGGCGAUAUCCUGUUUCGUCGGAGGUUUCGUAUGUCGCGGCGGUUGUUCUUGCGUAUUGCGGCCACUGUGGAGGAGCAUGACACCUGGUUCAGGCAGAGAAGGGAUGCAACGGGGAAGCUCGGCCUUAGCCCCUUGCAAAAAAUGACAGCGGCCAUACGGCAACUAGCAUACGGAGUCAGUUCCGAUGCAGUUGACGAGUACGUGCGGAUAGGAGCGAGUACGGCGAUGAUGGCUUUACGGAAAUAUGUGCAAGCUAUUGUGGAGGUGUUCGGAGAAGAAUAUCUCCGGGCUCUCAAUGAAACUGACACCGCCCGUCUCCUGGCAGAAGGGGAGCGCCGUGGGUACGACAUGGGAUACUACCUCGGCGAUGGCAUAUACCCCGAAUGGGCGACCAUAGUGAAGGCAAUUCCUGCUCCACGAGGCAACAAGAGCAUCCAUUUCUCCGCGAUGCAAGCUGCUCUCCGCAAGGAUGUCGAACGUGCAUUUGGUGUGUUGCAAUCUAGGUUUGCUAUUGUUCGCGGGCCGGCUAGAGUAUGGGAUCAGUCUACCUUGCAUAAUAUCAUGACCGCAUGCGUUAUUAUGCACAACAUGAUAAUUGAGGACGAGCGUGGUACCGCUUCCCCGGUGCAGGUGUUCGACUUCAUGGGGGAACCAACUCAAGUCCAUCGAAGUGGUGACGAAGGUAUCCUGCAUUAUGUCGAAACAACUCAAGCUAUCCGCAACCGUGCAGUGCACCGCCAAUUGCGGGCGGACCUUGUGGAGCACCUUUGGAGUAUGCAUGGAGCACAGUAG